Molecule: messenger RNA, 1146 nt
Organism: Chara braunii
Lineage: Eukaryota; Viridiplantae; Streptophyta; Charophyceae; Charales; Characeae
Source: the annotation of a GenBank genome assembly
GAACGACAACCAGUGGGGGUGGGUCAUCACCCUGAGCAACAGCAAGACGUCUACGAGAAAUGGAGAAAGCUAGACGGAGAGCACAUGAAGAGAAUGACAAGAGAUUUGAGAAGAUGGAAGAGAAGAUGAGAUUGCUGACGAGAGAGAGGGACGAGGCUCUGGUGGUGGUGGAGAAUUGGAAAGCGGAAGCGCUUCGACCCGGCCUGAAGAGAGGCGGGAUAUUGAUAGGAGCCACACCAUCAACGCAGGCGAGGGUGAGACCACGUUGUGUUUCUCCUCGUUCUAUUCGGAGAACUCAUGCGGCAGAAAUGGCGGCUUGCCAUGCAAGAGAGGUUGCAACGCUGAAAGAGUUACGAGCAGAGACAUUGGACAGUAAGAAAGAAAAAGAAAGCGAAAUCGAGAAACUGAAAGAGAAGUUAGCGGCGUUGGAAAUGGAGCGCCAGCAGAAGGUGUUGGGAACGAACCUGAGAGCGAAGAUGGAUGAGGCAGCGAAAGCACCGGGAAGCAGAUCAGCUAAAGGGAAAGAAAGAAUGGAGCAGGCGGAAUAUUCAAACAAGGCGAAUGAUAAAGAAGUAUUCAUAUUGGAGAACAGGCGUGUUUUGAAACCUUUGAAGAAAGAUGCUAUCUCGACUAUCUGUUUGAAGGAAGGGAUUGCUUAUUCAACGCUCGAUCGUACUAAGGAAGACAUUGUGAACAAACGGGUGUUGCUCGCGUUCGGAGGUGAUCCACUUGGGAAAGCAGUUGAGAUCGAAGAAGUGUCGGAAGAUACAUUGGAGGAGAGUAUCGAUCUCGCGAAGAUUGACGGACAGGAAACGUCAUCUUAGAGUCCAUCCCGGACGUGGCGUAUUUAUGGAAUUUGGCGAAAAAAACUACUAACCUGAGACGUUCUGAUCCAACACUUCUACGUUGCAGAUUGCUCAAUCGGCUUUUAUGCUUGGUGUUGUUGUGUCUGAUAUUGUCUAAUGAGAUCCCUUGGGCUAGUAAGUUAGAAGACCACGUGUCGAAUUUGGUUUCAGAUGGUUUUGAUUUUGAUCGUUGUGAGGGUCCGUUGGUGUAUGCCUUGGUGUCACCUUUGAAUAGGCACGUGUAUAUAGGGAGUUCGACGAGAGAUCUUUUUGUUAGAUGGAAUGAACAUGUAUUUAGGGC